AUGCCUCCCGCCUCUUCACCCAAACCGACGACGAAGAAGGCCGGAGCGCCCAAAGCUAAAGGCGCUGUGCGCGCUAAGUCUGGCUGCUACACGUGCAGAAUCCGUCGAAAGAAAUGCGAUGAGCGCCCAGAUGCUGAGGGACGAUGCGAGACUUGCCUUCGGCUUCGUCUUCAGUGCCUCGGUUUUGGUGCCAAACGCCCAGACUGGCUCAGAGAAAGCAACAAUGUUACUGAGCUUCGUGAUAAAAUCAAGUCUUUUCUUGCCUCUCAAGGCAUGAUCAAGGGCCAUUCUGGCUCUGGUCCUCGUGCUCCUGAACAGGAACCUCCUACUCUCCAUCUCUCCACCCAGAACUACAACGAACCUACCGAGAGCCCCCCAUCGCAGCUCCUCGUACUUACUGAUGAAAUCGUACGGCAAGGUCCUAUCUCCAACGUCCGUGAAGAGUGGCCAUAUCCUCCUCCUGGAGCGCCCGGUGGUCCUCCAGCCAAUUUUGAAGGCCAUCCCGGUCAUCCAAACUCGAUUCUGCCUCCGGUCGGCCACCCGGCUGGAAACACGCCUUCCUUUGGAGCUCCUACUCAAGAUGGUUUUCCGCACAACGAACCUUACCUGCAUGCGCUUCCCCCAAAUAAUUCCACUAGCUUAGUAAACCCUCAAUGGUAUACUCCAAAUAUGAUACAACAUCCACCAUAUGCAAUUUCGCAACACCAUUUUAUGAUUGUUCCGCCCCCUCUACAACCACCCCAGUCACAGUUACGGCCAAAUGUUCCUCCAACAAUUGUCAGUCGCUUUGGGUCUUCGUACACAGCAGUGUUCCUGGAUGAUCCAACUGACCAGAACUAUCCAUCACAACAGACUCAUCCAACGCGACCACUAACUGCAGACGGUGAUCUGGAUGAGUUGGCAAAUCAUUACAUGAAUACUGUUGCCGCAUUACAAUACCAACUGGCAGACAAAUACUUCCUUCCUCAGAUAUUCAAAAAUGUCAUUGAAAAGGAAGGUGUCGCCCGAAACGCUGCGCGUAUUUUGGCCUUAGUGCAUGUUCAGCGCUCGCAGGCGCCUAUGGCACAAGCGCUUGAAGACGUUCAGACGCGCAAACGCUAUGACGAGCUUCUCCAGAUGUUUAGCUUUGCAAAGGAACAAUUUGACGACGACGAUGCUCUCGCAGCGUUGAACAUCAUAUCCACUUUCCUCUUUGACGGCGGUAACGGUGACUGGGAACGAUGGCUUCAUGUUGCCUCCGUUUAUUCAAACAGCAUCCUAAAUGACCGCAGUCGAUUCCUGGAUUAUCGUGAUGCUCUUAUGAACUCUACAGACAAGGAGCGCUUCAUCAUAAAAACCACCUUCUGGUUUGAUGUCCUUGCCUCUGUGACGACGAUGAAAAAACCCAACUUUGUAGAAGUCAUUCACGAGCUUUACAAUCCUUCCAACCAAAGUGGACUCUCUGAAAUUUCAGAUGACUCUGAUUCCCUUUCCAUGUUAUCGGUUAUGGGUUGUGAAAAUCGCAUCGUCUGGGCUUUGGCAAAAAUAUCCGAGCUCCAUGUAUGGAAGGAACACCGCGCGAAAAGCGGGUCCCUUAGUAUCGUCGAACUCAGUAGAAGAGCUGAAGAUAUAGAAAUGCACCUCGCACCAUCAGUUACACCUCUACGUCCGCGAACCCAAGACGAUGUUCCUCGGUUGUUAGCCUCGGAGGUCUUCCGCACCUCUGCUAUCGUCUAUCUCCGUACUAUUGUCUCAGGCGACCAUCCACUUGUACGCGAAAUCAGCGAAGCCGUUGAUGAUGCUGUUGUCUCUUUGGAGCGAGUGGCUGCCGAGUCCAAGGUCAAUGUCAAGCACGUUGUCGUGCGCAGCACUGUAUUCGCCUUCUUCGUCUGCGCUGCCCUCACCACCAAGCCAACCAAACGGGCGUUCCUUCUCAAACAAUUGAAGGAUGAAGGCGAAGUAGGGAAUUGUCGUGGUAUCCUCGAUCUACUUCAAAAUCUACAUGUAGGGUCGCAAAAGCCCAAGGAAGUUCCUUGGAGAUCGAUACUUCGCGAAUCGAGAAUGCUGCUGGUUUGA
Messenger RNA from Lentinula edodes (shiitake mushroom), 2055 nucleotides. Its product is annotated as fungal-specific transcription factor domain-containing protein. Gene Ontology annotation, molecular function: transcription cis-regulatory region binding; DNA-binding transcription factor activity, RNA polymerase II-specific; zinc ion binding. NCBI's taxonomy places the organism in Eukaryota, Fungi, Basidiomycota, Agaricomycetes, Agaricales, Omphalotaceae. The record is from RefSeq and is a predicted model, not a curated record. The coding region runs from base 1 to 2055 and encodes 684 amino acids. Gene Ontology annotation, cellular component: nucleus. The transcript has 5 exons. Gene Ontology annotation, biological process: positive regulation of transcription by RNA polymerase II.